Messenger RNA from Penicillium cosmopolitanum, 276 nucleotides. RefSeq lists its product as uncharacterized. Bases 1 to 276 code for a protein of 91 amino acids. Lineage: Eukaryota; Fungi; Ascomycota; Eurotiomycetes; Eurotiales; Aspergillaceae. The record is from RefSeq and is a predicted model, not a curated record. The transcript has a single exon.
AUGCGCCAGCGAUAUGCGCAGGGCAAUGCAAUCGAACGAGAGGAUGUAUGUGAAGAGACGAAAUGUGAGGGUUGUAGGGAGAAGUUGAUGACCGAAGGAAAGGAGGGUGUUGUGGAGGUGAGUGAGUGUGUGAGAGAGAAAGAGGAAGCGGAAGCGCUGGCCGGAGUGAAGGUUGUCGAUGACGGCAAAUGCGGAGCGGAGCCUCCUCGAGCAGGUGCGAUUGCUGGCACUGCGGGCAGGUGCGACUGGCCGGGCCUGGCCUGGCUUGGCCUGUGA